Messenger RNA from Hypomesus transpacificus, 6090 nucleotides. It is a transcript of the gene svilc, whose product is annotated as supervillin c. Gene Ontology annotation, cellular component: actin cytoskeleton; cytoplasm. Gene Ontology annotation, biological process: actin polymerization or depolymerization; actin filament severing; cytoskeleton organization. NCBI's taxonomy places the organism in Eukaryota, Metazoa, Chordata, Actinopteri, Osmeriformes, Osmeridae. The record is from RefSeq and is a predicted model, not a curated record. Gene Ontology annotation, molecular function: actin filament binding; phosphatidylinositol-4,5-bisphosphate binding. Bases 420 to 5516 code for a protein of 1698 amino acids. The transcript is spliced from 32 exons.
CUUUCCCUACAUGGGCGUUCACGCUCUCUGUUGCAGCGGCGCACUGAUGUCCAGUACAGCCUGCCGGUGCCUUUACUACCCGACGACAUAUGUGCUGUGAGCGUCACAGGGUGAUUAGUCUGACUGAAGACGUAUCAAUCUGAGGGGGCCAGGUUCCCACCAGCAGAGGAGUUCCUCCAGAGCGGCUGAUCUACCCACACUCCCGUCAACACAGUCAAGUGCCUGGCCGGUAGAGGAGCGGGAAUCACUUGGGAGUGGAGCAAGAGAAGCUUCUCAUUUCCCCUACCCGCUUUCAGUUGUGUCUGAGAGGUAAGCAAAGAGAAGACCUUCCCGCUGCGUGUGUCAUAAAUGCCACGUCAUCGUCCGAGGGGGAGAGAAUCAGCUGAAACCUUCUGAGGGACACGGAGAGGGAGAGCCACAUGGACACGCUGGAGAACCCGGUCCUGGAGCCCAGGUCCGAACGGAUCGCCCGCUACAAGGCAGAGAGGAGGAGGGAACUGGCGGAACGCUACGGCAACAUGGAGGAGCUCCCCACCAAGUGGGUGAGGAGGGACGGGAGGGAGGCCCAGGAGCCCCAGACCCACCCCGACAGCCCGCCCCUCCUCAGAGACAGAGCCCCCUGCGGGGGGGUGAACGGCCGAGCAGGGGGUGAAGACCCUCAAAGAGUCUCCAACGGUUUUGAGGGAGACACUUCUGCAGAGGCAACACUCCCCAGAAGGCAACAUUCUUCUGGCUCUGCCAGCAUGUUCAUUAGGGGGGACCCUGUAGCCCCCCUAGGCCCCCCUGGACCCGACGCCCCCCAGCUCCACACUCGGGUGUCGGUGGGCCAGUUGAGGAGCGCACUGCUGCAACAGACCGGGAGUGCAACACAGCCUGAGAACGUUUGCUCAGACGGUGGGCUUGCUACCUCCUCCCUCGACCUCGCUGUCAAGCCAGGCACUGAGGGGGGGCGCCGACGCCCCCGUCGCUAUCUGCCAGGGGUGUCAGGAGGGGGCCGCAAGAACAACGAGCGCUUCAGGACACAGCCAAUCACGGCCAGUGAGAUGCAGGAGAGUGGCGGACUGCCAGAGACAGAAGAGGAAGAGAGCUGUAAAGCUGAUGUGAAGACGGAUGACAGAGCCAAAAUGAGUGUGGCAGCCAAGAUGUCUCUGUUUAAAGAGCUGGAGAAGACGGCCGCCCCGGAGGUGUCUUCCUUCCUGAAGCCUCGCUCCGGCAGCGUGUCCCACGAACGCAGGGUGCGUCGCAGCAACGAAAAUCGUUCUCUCACUCAACCAAUCACCUGUGAGGAAAUGGUUGCCAUCAGCAGCCCCAAGGCAGCCUUGUCUGGCCAGGCCCCGCCAGGCCAGACCCAGGCUGCGCAGGCCGAGCCUGUGGAGGACGAUGAGAGCUGUAAACUGAGUAUGAGUGAGAAACUGGCCCUCUUCAACAAGCUGUCUCUACCGGGGAGCCAGGGAGACGCCUCUGCUGACGCCCCCCCAGAGAGACGCAGGCAGAAGGGGGCUCGCUACCGCACACAGCCCAUCACCGUGGAGGAGCUCCAGAAAGCGCCCACCCAGCUGCCCCCUCUGCGCCUGUCCCCCCACCUCUCAGACAGGCAGCAGGCCCUGUCCGUCAACCUGAGGCCCAGCGAGGUGCGUCAGGCCCAGCCACGGCCUGUGGAGGCUUCCAGGGCAGAUAUAGAGCCUGGCUCAGGAGGACCUGGCACCAGCUCCUUGGAACUCUACUCCCCCCAAAAGCCUCUGUCACGCUGGGACUCGGAGACUGGUGAGAUCAAAGGAAUCCUGAAGAAGAGUCGCUCCGGAGGACCAGAGUGGAGCAGGGACCGAGGUUCUGAUAGCAGCCAAGAGUCUCCCUUUGCCCUCGAGCAGAAUGGCGUAGAGGCAGCGGGCAUGGGAGAAGACAGUGGAUCUGGUUAUCGGAGAGAAAAACAUGGGGUGUCCGGGGUCGAUGGAACCCCGCUAUCUGGUGCCCCCUGGAGGCAUAGAGGGAGGAGCAGGAGGGAGCCCAUCCCUGCGGCUCCAGUGAGGGCCUGGCCAGAACCCCAGGAGGAGAGGUCCUGCCAGGCGGCUGAGCAGGACUCCUCAGAUGUUUCCAGGGAGGAGGAAGACGAGGAGAGGAGCAGCCGGAGGAGAAGGGACGCCCCGCCACGACGCCAUGUUGAGGUGUCUCAGGCAGACGGCUGUGGCCAGGAAGCAGGCGGCUGGAGGAGGACGGACGAGAACCAAAUCUCUCACGAUGAGUCCGUCCGACCGAAGAGCUGGGAUCCUGUAUUUUCCUCCGUCUAUUCUAGCAGUACACCUCAGUAUGUCAUGUGUUUCAAUCAGACGACCCAGUCUUUUGAGGCCCAGGAGGUUUCCCCUACCGCCCAGAGCCAGCCUCGUUCUCAGCCUCAAUGGAGGCAGAAGGUCCGACCAGCAGAGGAGGAGCAGGCUCAGCCCCAGCCCCAGCCCCAGGCCCCGGCCCCGGCCCAGCCCCAAGCCCCUUCCCAGCUCCAGCUCCAGCCAUCAGUGGCUGAGCGAAGGCGUUCCCUUCAGGAGAACGAGGACCAGUGGCAGACCAGAGGAAGAGGGGAAGCUGGACGUAUGACAAAACGAGGUCUGGUGUCUCCUGAACCCGACCGAGAUGACCCUCCUCCCUCUCACACUAAGAGACCCUCUACAGGGGCCACAGCAUGCAAAGCAGCAACCCAGGAACCUUCCCUGGAGGUGACAUCUGAGCAAGGGACUGAAGGGACGGAGGCCAUGCCUCUGGAUGACCAGGGGACACUGGGAGGAUUCUACAAACAGCUGUCACCCCUGUCACCCACACCUGCUGCUCUCCCUAGCUCUGGCUCUGAGCUGCCGCAGACCGACCUGAGUGCCCUCUGCCAGACGAACACACCCAUGCUGACUUCGGCGGUGGCGGAGCACAGGCGCUCGGUGCGCCCCUCUCGCAGGACCCAGGGCUCCAGGAACCCUCUGCGAGCCCUGGCCGCCCGGGAGGACCUCAGGCAGGACUUCAUGGGACAGAGAGUGAGCGAAGCGCCUGCGGAGACCAACAGGAUACAAGCAGAGAAGAAGGUCAAGAACAACAGCGUGGUAGACUCAGCUCUAGCAGGUCUGGCCAGCACCGAGGUCACCAAGGUCACCGUUGCCACGGACGCGGUCAACAACAACAGCCCACCAAUCAGCAAUCUUGUGCUCAUUCAGAUAAAAGGCAAGCGACACGUCCAGGUGCGUGUGGUCGAGCCAACAGUCUGGUCUCUGAACAGUGGAGACUGUUUCCUCCUGGUCACAGACAGCCACUGCAUCCUGUGGUGUGGAGAGUUUGCCAACACAUCAGAGAAAGCCAAGGCCUCAGAGCUGGCAGCCUCCAUCGUAGCCCUGGGGGAGCUGAGCUGCCAGGCUCCCCAAGUCACCUGCCUGGAGGAGGGGGUCAACACCGAGAAGAGCCAGGCCUCCGACUUCUGGAACAUUCUGGGAGGAAGGACUCAGUACAGAGGAGCGGGCGCCCCUGAGGAGGACGAGCUGUACGAAAGUGGGGUGGUGGAGUCCAACUGUGCGUACCGGCUGAUGGAGAACAGGCUGGUGCCUCAUGGGCAGGCCUGGGCAGCUGUGCCCAGCGUCUCGCUGCUGGACUCCAGAGAGGCUCUGGUGUUUGACUUUGGCAGCGAGGUAUAUUUGUGGCAGGGCAAGGACGUAUCCCACGGCGACAGGAAGGUAGCUCUGCAAUUGGCCCAGCAGGUGUGGGGCGGAGCCUACGACUACAGAAACUGUAGGGUGAACCCCCUGGACCCCGCCCACUGCAAUGCCAACAUACAGCCGUGUGGUGAAGGGCGUCCCAGCUGGGCCCUGUUUGAUCUGGUGUGUGAGGGCAAUGAGACCGUUCUCUUCAGAGAGAAGUUUCUGGACUGGGAGGAGAAGAACAGGUCCAGAGAGGAGCCUGCGCCCCUGGUCCAGAUGACCCAGUUUCUCUCCACUCAGAGCCCUGUGCCUGAGGUAACCAUGGUGCCCACGAUGCCCCUGCACUCAGAGGGUUUGUGUCCCUGUGAUGCCAAGGCCUUGGUGGCAGGUGAGGGGGUGACAAGGGACACCCUGGCUCACGCUGCCCUGCAGGGGCUGGCUCUCCAGCGGGGACAGGGGAGGGUCACCCUGGAGGAUGGGCGACAAGGGGAGCUGUGCACGGUUGCUGUGGAUACCUGGCACAUCCAGGAGGGUGGCGACUGUGAGGUCGCCAUGGAGAGCCCAGGGCAGCUGUAUGAGGGAGACACAUAUCUGGUCCGCUGGACCUACACCAUCAACAACACAGUGGGACAGAGGGACAGCCCAGGUGAUCCUGACGAGGAAGUCUCCGCCCUUUUCCUCUGGCGAGGCCGGCACUCCAAUGUCAGUGGGUGGGGCAAGUCAGCUCUCACGACCAACCACAAGGGGGCGCAGGUGGAGGUCCGUCAGGGGAAGGAGCCGCCCUGCUUCCUGCAGCUGUUUCGGGGAGGCCUGGUCGUACACGGGGGCCGCCAAGGAGACGCCACCGCCAACACAGUGGCCUGGCGCCUGUUCUGUGUGCGGGGUGAGCUCCCGGAGGAGGCUUGUCUGCUGGAGGUGGUGUGCUGCUGCGCCGGGCUGCGCUCGCGAGGUUCCCUCGUCCUGCUCGACAGCCAGCGGGGGGCGCUGUUCCUCUGGCAUGGCUGCAAGGCCCACUCUGGCUCGAGGGAAGUCGGCAAGAGGGCUGUGGAACGCCUAACGCAGAUGUGUCCUGCUGAGCUGGGGCUUAGCAGUGACAGCCCUCUCAGGGUAAAGGAAGUGGAGGAGGGCUCAGAGCCGGUGGAAUUCUGGAACGCUAUUGGACAGCAGGACAGGAAGGCCUACGACUGCAUGCUUCAAGAUCCAGGGAAAUACAACUUUACACCUCGUCUCUUUCACCUGAGCGCUGGCUCCGGAACAUUCAGAGGGGAGGAACUACAAAGCCCUGGCCGCUUGCCAGGUGUUGUCAUGGCAAUGCCUUUUGUCCAGGAGAGUCUGUACUCUGUGCCACAGCCGUCCAUUUUCUUACUGGACAACCGUCUGGAAGUGUACCUGUGGCAGGGGAUCCAGGCUGAGGACGAUAACUACUCCACCUCACCCUGUAGCUCCUGGGACAAUGAGAGGAGGUGUGCCAUGCAGACAGUGCUGCAGUACUGCAAAGAGAUGAACCCCAGACGUCCACCGCUGGCCUACCUCAUCCUGGACGGAGCAGAACCCCUCACCUUCACCAACGUGUUCCCUCGCUGGGAGAAGACACCCCAAGCUCACCCACAGGUGGAGACAGGCCGGGUCAAGCUGACCCUGGUGCAGGAUGCCCUGGCCCAGCUCACUAAGACCCAGUACCCCCUGGAUGAGUUGCUGCAGACCCCUUUACCUCAGGGCGUGGACCCCCUGUGUCUAGAGGUCUACCUCUCAGACCAAGACUUCCAGACUAUUCUGGAGAUGAAGAGAGAUGAGUAUGACUCGCUUCCAAGCUGGAAACAAGUCAACCUGAAGAAAAGCAAAGGACUUUACUAGCUAAAGUCACAACAGGAACAUGUACUUGUAUUAAUGUCCGCAUAGCUUAAAAGUUUUUUUGUUUUUGUAUUUUCUAUUUUUAAGAAAAUGUUACGUUGUCAAACGAUAACAUUCAUGUACAGUGUUUUCUUAGUAGUCGUUUUAUCUGUGUGUCUUAUUUAAGUAUGUUGUUUUAGGGCCUUAUUUUUUUUGUUCUCAGCAAAAUGCUCUCAGUUUCAGAGAGACAGGACUGCCUAUACCUUCAAACAGAAGGGUUAACUAUAAUCCCAAUCCAGAUUAACUGUGUUCUUUUUUUGUAUUCCUAAAAGAUGAAUGUGUGCGUGGCUUUCUUAAUGAGUAGCCUUUAGAGUUUUUGUUGUUGUUGAAGAACAGACAGCCCGCAAAUUUUCCUAUGAAACUUUAAUUUAUCUGUACAAAUCAAUGAAGGGAAUGAAUGAAAGUAAGAAAGAGAUAAGAGGAGGAAUAGAAGGACCUCGGUAGCAAACUGUGGAUGGGACGUGAAAACAGGACUGAAUAAAAAACAAUCAAUUCUAACAAACAAUGUAAACAAGGAGAAUAAAGGAGUAACCAAUGU